This is a messenger RNA of Coccinella septempunctata (seven-spotted ladybird), 1794 nucleotides long. RefSeq names its product protein ALP1-like. The record is from RefSeq and is a predicted model, not a curated record. The coding region runs from base 1 to 1464 and encodes 487 amino acids. Lineage: Eukaryota; Metazoa; Arthropoda; Insecta; Coleoptera; Coccinellidae. The transcript is spliced from 8 exons.
AUGAGGGCAGCUGGAGGUUGCAAUAUCCUUCCCGAGUCUAUUCAGGUUGGACAAAUAUUUCGCCUGAUGUCUCUGUACUCCCUCUCAAAACCACCGAGAGACACAGAAAUACAAGCUUCUCCUUCAGAAAGAAGAGACAGUUCAGAAGGAACCACAUUACCAGAUGAUCAUGUUACUAUUGUUACUGAUCAGAACUCUGAAGUAUCGAGAAAAGAGGAUGCUGAUGAGCAAAAGAAUUCAGCAAUUACUGAAAUAUCUGGUUCAGAUGAGAAUAGGAAUGGUCAAGUAGCCAAAUCUUCAGAUGAUUCAUUUGACAAUUCAUCAUUCACUGAAGAUAAUCCAAAGUCCCAGCAAACUGGAUGUACUGAUGAUUCAAUGAUCAGCAUGAAUACUGGUCCAAACAAAGUGAUAGAAGAUGCCCAAACAUUACCUGUGCUGGUAGACUGGGAGUGCAUAUUUAUUUCAGAUUUCCCAUCUAUAGAUCAAUCUUUAAUUUACAGUGAAAUCAGUGAAUCAUGUCAAGUAAUGUUCCGGUUGUCGAAGAAAAGUUUCCACCUUCUCACUGAAGUGAUUGGGAAGGCAGAUACUAAAAAAAUUCUCUCCAAAAAAUAUAGAGGAGGACACUAUUCAUUGGACCUCAAAUCACAAUUGCUGAUUACAUUGUGGUAUUUGGCUACUGGAGAUACUUUAUUAUCAAUAGGAGACAGAUUUAAUGUAUCACCUACCACAGUGAUGAACGUGAAUAACAGAAUCAUAUAUUUCUUUUUGCAACUAAAAAAAAAAUAUAUUAUUUUUCCUACCCAUGAAGAGCUUCACACUGUAGCACAAAGCUUCCCUCAUUACCCAGGAGCAGUUGGAGCAAUAGAUGGGACCCAUAUAUUUGCUAAGGUGGAGAAAGCUCAGCAAGAUAUCUAUAUCGAUAGAUAUAGAAGGCAUUCAAUAAAUCUGAUGGCUAUAUGCGAUGGAAAUUGUUUCUUCACUUACAUAUUCGUUGGAUUUCCAGGAUCUGCACAUGAUUCCCGGGUGUUUCAAAAUUCUUCACUAUAUCAUCAAAUUGAGUCACAUGGUCCGCAGAAGUUUUUUGAUGAAAAUUUUCAUCUAAUAGGGGACAGUGCCUUCGGACUGAGAAGUUGGCUCAUGACGCCUUAUAAAGGAAAUAAUCUUACGAGGAAACAAAAAAAACAUAAUUAUAUGUUGAGUGCAGACAGAGUGAAGAUCGAACAUGCCUUUGGAUUAUUGAAGGGAAGAUGGAGACGACUGCAAUAUAUUAAUGUGUAUAAUAUUUGUAAAACGGUUGAAAUCAUCACAGCAAGCUGUGUUCUCCAUAAUUUUUGUUUGAUUAAUAAGGACUUAUGGGAUGAAGAGGCUCCCAUAGAAUGUGCUGAUAGAAUAUUGAAUUAUCAAGAGGAGGAAGAUCAGCAAGAGGGUAGGGUGAAAAGAGAUGUAAUCGCAAACAGUUUUUGAUGUAAUGAAUUUUUCUGCUGUAGUCUGGAGAAUGGAACUUCUGCUAUAAUUUAUUGAAUGGAAAGUAACACUUUACAAAAACAGUAUCGAAAGAAGUUUUUUGGGACGAUUUGUUUGACAAUAACAUGAACUUUGUAUUUAAUUAUGACAGUGUUUGUCAUGUUACAUUGGUGUAUAUUUCUUUUGUUUUCAAAUGACAAUGACUAGCGAUUAUGGCUGCAGAAAAAAUAUUGUAUGCAACACAUUGAAUUUUUUACAUAGAUUACUAUUAUAUAUAUUAUAUGAUUCUUAUUACAUAUAUAUUUCUCAGUAAAUUAGUGUUUCUCUAGA